This is a messenger RNA of Cloeon dipterum, 1738 nucleotides long. RefSeq names its product beta-1,4-glucuronyltransferase 1-like. Gene Ontology annotation, biological process: protein O-linked glycosylation via mannose. Gene Ontology annotation, cellular component: Golgi apparatus. The coding region runs from base 205 to 1632 and encodes 475 amino acids. The record is from RefSeq and is a predicted model, not a curated record. Gene Ontology annotation, molecular function: glucuronosyltransferase activity. The transcript has 5 exons. Lineage: Eukaryota; Metazoa; Arthropoda; Insecta; Ephemeroptera; Baetidae.
UAUAUAUAUACGCGCGGGAUUAGCACUUUAGGGUACUUGACUAUUACUAAAAGCAGAUAAUGUAUGGCGCAUAUUUUUAUCAAAACGAGGUAGCAAAGUUUCAGUCCAUCUCGCGUAUUCAAACAUGCAGGCUUCGCCGAUAAGGAUGAGCAGUCGUGCGUUUUGAGCGAUUUUUUCCAGUCUCAUGAGGCUUGCAGAAUAAUAAUGAGGAUGAGAAAAUCAUUUCCCUUGUUAAUAUUGUUUAUCAUCAACAUUUUAUUUUUCCUCGCUGUGAUAUUCGAGGCGCCGAGCACAUCCGCCCGGAAUGGAGAGAUCUUUGUGAUUGUUUCAUCUCGAACACUGUCGGGGGCGCAGACCCUCGGCUCCGUGGUAGUUGAUAAUGCCGAUGCUGGAAACACGUCUUUGGUGGAAAUGUUUAAAAAUACUCUCCUUUACGGAAAAUUGGAUCAAUCAGGAACAUACCUGACGCUGUCAAAUGUUAUCGUGGCCCUGGACAACGAAAAUGUUUUAAAGGAGCCUCUGUGUGUUGCGAUCCAAUCGUCUUUUGACCAGCUCCACAAACUUCCUGAUUUUGUUUCCACGUGGCCAGGACCCGUCUCCCUCGCAGUCUUCGCGCCUGGCGACGAAUUUCUCCUCGCAAUCUCAUACGCAAAAUAUUUAAGAGCCUGUUUUCCAGCAAUCAAAGCCCAGGUGAACUGGCACUUUGCUUUUCCUAUCGAUUACCAAGCCAACGAGAAUUCCAUCGGCCAGGUCUGGCGGGACAUGGCGUUGAACUGCAGUCUGAACCAAAAUGAAACCCUUGUGAGAGUGCUGGAGAGACUGAGUCCAGAGGCGAGAGAAGAUAUAUCUGCGAAGAGAAAAAACCACGAACUGCCGUACCCGCAAAACCUGAUGCGGAAUUUAGCCCGGCAGCACUGCCUGAGCGAGUGGGUCAUGUGUCCGGACAUAGACAUGGUGUUUCCCAGACCUGACCCGCUCGUGCAGCCGCCCCUAACGGACAGACUGAAAGCUUUUCUGCAGUCCCAAUCAGCUGCCGAAAGUGCAAAUUCCGUUUUCGUGUUUCCUCUGUACGAAGUGAAGCACGAGAAUUUCACCCUGCCGAGCAGCAAAAGCGAGCUGCUGGCGUACAAGAGGAGAAACUGGGCCCAGGUUUACCACGUCAAGGUGUUCAGUCCGAAUCAGGGCUGUUCUAAACUGGCCACCUGGGAGAAGAGGCCCGAGGAAAACGUGCAGGUCGCUUACAAAAUUGAGUUUAAAAUGUGGUGCGAGCCAAUCUACGUGGCCAAACGGGGAAUUCCACUGUUUGACGAGAGAUAUGUCGGUUACGGAAUGACCAGGAACACUCAGGCAUAUGAAACGGCUCUGGCUGGCUACAAUUUCUACCUGUUAGACGGCAUUUUCCUGAACCACGUGUGGGGCUUGCAAAGUAGAUCAAUGCAGGGCAAAGCUCGGAAGAAGGAGACAUCGAUGAACCACAAAUUUUUCGCCAGCGUGCACGCUCGAGAACUGGCUGCGAGAUACGACAGCGACAAAUUUAACGUGCUCUCCAUUCAGAAGCAGGGAAAAAGGAACUACAACGUCGCCAUGGAAACAGUUAAACCAAGAAAUAAACAAAUUAAUUUAAACACCUAGUUAAACAAUCUACGAUUACCUUUGUUCUCACAAGGGUGAUUUUCUCAGGAAAAAAUACAUGUUUUUAUGUAAUCUUCUAAUAAAACAAUGGGAUUGAGUUUAAAUA